AUGGGACCGGACUAUGCAGACGUUGCCCGGCCGCUAGUUGAUCUUACGCGUAAAGACGUUAGCUUCAAAUGGACAGAACUUCACAUGCAAGCGGUGCGGCAGCUCAAACAGCACUUAAUGGACUUCACUACAUUACAAGUCCCUGACACCACGAAACCCUUCGAGUUAUACACGGACGCCUUUGGUUAUGCGAUCGGAGCAGUUCUGGAACAGGGCGGCAAGUCCAUCGGCUUCCUUAGCCAAGUGAUGAACUGUACACAACAGAGACACUCGAUCUACGAUCAGGAACUCUUGGCGUUGGUCACAGCCCUCGGCAAGUGGUCACACUUGCUCCGUCUUUCCAAAGUAACGGCUUACACUGAUCAUCAAGCUCUCACCCAUCUCCAACGACUCCAAGCAUCGAAGCCUCUGCGCGGACGCACCGCCCGCUGGUUAGACUUCCUGGCCGAGUUCCCGGAUUUGCACUUCACCUAUGUUCAAGGAGCGCGCAAUCAAGUGGCUGAUGCCUUGUCUCGCCGUCUCGGUCUUCCUAACACCUGCUCGCAUGACACACCACCGACACCCCUGAUGCUUGCAGUAGCACAAGCGCGCGCGGCUCCUCACACUCGUGGUCGCCCUGCCAACUACAGGGAGCUCGCCGAAAUUCGUUCGCGAUGA
Messenger RNA from Eimeria necatrix, 657 nucleotides. RefSeq names its product OSJNBa0061C08.12 protein, related. The coding region runs from base 1 to 657 and encodes 218 amino acids. NCBI's taxonomy places the organism in Eukaryota, Apicomplexa, Conoidasida, Eucoccidiorida, Eimeriidae. The record is from RefSeq and is a predicted model, not a curated record. Gene Ontology annotation, molecular function: nucleic acid binding. The transcript has a single exon.